UUACCGAUCAAUUAAAUGACAAUUAGUAAAUAAACGAUGGCAAACGAUAAGAAGUUCAUAGAAACUGUGUUCGAGAAAUUUGAAUCACUUGAUGAAUUUAACAGGGAAUGCAUUGGACACUAUGAUGCAGACAGAGAUGGGAAACUGAAUUUUAAAGAGUGUUCAAAACUGAUGGAAGAUGUAUUUCAGUCAAAAACUUACACAUUGACACCAUAUUACAUGGAGCAGAUUUUCAACUUGCUGGAUGAAGACAAAGAUGGACUGAUAUGUCAAGAGGAUUUCCGUCGAUGUGUAUACUACUGGUUAAAACAGACCAUGAAGCCUGUGUCCGCAUUCAUCAUUGUUGAUGUCCAGAAUGACUUCAUUACGGGUUCAAUGUCGCUACUGAAGUGUCCCGCAGGUCAGGACGGGGAGGAAGUGAUCCCAGUGAUUAACAACCUGCUGGACACAGUACCCUUUGACCUCAUCGUGUACACGAAGGACUGGCACCCAGAGGAUCAUAUCUCGUUUGUUGAGAAUGUCACUCAACGUCCACUGACCAGAAACUGCAAGGUGAAAGCAGAAGAUGCCAAGGUGUAUGAUGUUGUGGAGUUUGACGGUCCCCCCAGAACUGAACAGAAGCUGUGGCCAAAGCACUGUGUCACCAACACAUGGGGCUCUGAACUGCAUCCAGAUUUAAAGAUAGCAAAGAAUGCCCAGUUUGUGAACAAGGGGCAUCACUCAGAGGUUGACAGCUAUUCAGCAUUCUGGGACAACAACAAACUCUCUCAGACGGAACUCGUGAAAAUACUUGCGAAACAUAAAGUCACAGAUGUAUUUGUGUGUGGGGUGGCGUAUGAUAUCUGUGUCGGUUACACUGCAUUUCAUUCUCUGGAGCAUGGGUUUCGAACAAUUCUGGUAGAAGAUGCCUGUAGAGGAGUUGACGUGAAAGCAAUUGAGGAAACCAAACAAAAACUGCUGGACAGUGGUGCUAUCAUUGUCAAAUCAUCGCAGGUGAAUGCCAUAGUAACUGGGGAAGAUCGACCAACACCUCUUGGGUUGCAGACUGCCAAAAAUGUGGCCCUCGCACGAGAACUCGUAAACCGUGGAAUUGUGAAAUAAUGUUGGCGCACGUGUUAGCUUCUCAUCACACUACCAGAUCUGAUAAAAUUCCAUUACUACAAGAUGUUUUGUAUAAUUUUUCACAAUUAUGUAACAUCCACUUUAUCUAUUUAUUAUAGUUGUCAUCAGGGUUCCCUCUGGGCUUUCAAAAGUUGUCGCCACUUACUUUCGCCAAAUUUAAAAAGUUGUCGCCACACUGGGGCAACAUUUGGGCAAUGAAGAUCAUGUUAUUAUAAUACACACAAAAACUGAGCAUUUACAG
Messenger RNA from Dreissena polymorpha, 1363 nucleotides. Its product is annotated as nicotinamidase-like. NCBI's taxonomy places the organism in Eukaryota, Metazoa, Mollusca, Bivalvia, Myida, Dreissenidae. The transcript is spliced from 8 exons. Bases 37 to 1101 code for a protein of 354 amino acids. Gene Ontology annotation, molecular function: calcium ion binding. The record is from RefSeq and is a predicted model, not a curated record.